AUGAAGAGUCUCACCGUCGCAAGCGUGCUGGCGCUCAUCGCCGCCGCCACUUCCACUUCGGCGUACGAAUACCCUCCCAUCCCCGCCGACAAGACCACCCCCACCCAGACUCGUCUCUCCUACAAGUCGCUCAACGCCGUCUCCGUCGCCUGGAACACCUAUCAAAAGAUCGACAAGCCAUGCGUCGCCUACGGUACGGACCCUAAGAAGCUCACCAAGCGUGCCUGCUCUUCCUCCUCCACCACCUACCCGACCUCGCGAACCUGGUUCCAGAAUGUCGUCCUCCCCAACCUCAACCCCAAGACCACCUACUACUACAAGAUUGACUCGACCAACUCGACCACUCUCUCGUUCAAGAGUGCCGCCAAGCCCGGCGACACGUCGCAGCUUGUCGUCAACGCUGUCAUCGAUAUGGGUGUCUAUGGUCUCGACGGCUACACGACCACGACGAAGCGUGACAUCCCUAACAUCCCUCCCAGUCUUACGCACUCUACCAUCGACCAGCUCGUGCAGAGCAAGGAUCAGUACGACUUUGUCGUGCACCCAGGCGACUUUGCGUACGCCGACGACUGGUACCUCCGUCCCCAGAACCUGCUCGAUGGCAAGAACGCAUAUGCUGCCAUCACUGAGCUUUUCUUCAACCAGCUGAGCUAUGUCUCGUCUGUAAAGCCGUACAUGGCUUCGCCCGGCAAUCACGAGGCGGCCUGCUACGAGAUUGGCUAUCGAGACGGCACCUGCCCCGAAGGCCAGUACAACUUCACCGACUACUCGCAGCGCUUUGGCCCCAACAUGCCGACGACGUUUGCUUCGCAGUCUCGCAACAACGCCGCCAAGGCCAACGCAACCAAGGCGCAGUCGCUUGCCCUGCCGCCGUUCUGGUACAGCUACGACGUCGGCAUGGUGCACUUCAUCUCGCUCGACACUGAGACUGAUUUCCCUUCGGCUCCCGAUACGGCCAACCUGGGCGCGGGUCCAUACGGCCGCAUGAACCAGCAGUUGGACUUCAUCAAGACCGAUCUUGCUUCCGUCGACCGCACCGUGACUCCCUGGGUGAUUGCUUUGGGUCACCGACCGUGGUACAGCACUGGAGAGUCGGACAACGUCUGCUCCGAAUGCCAGACUGCCUUUGAAGACAUCUUCUACCAGUACGGUGUGGAUCUCUUUGUUGCCGGUCACGUGCACAACCUCCAACGUCAGAAGCCGACCUACCGUAACAACAUCGACAGUGCCGGUCUGAACAACCCCAAGGCGCCCUGGCACAUCAUCGCCGGUGCAGCCGGCAACAUCGAGGGUCUCUCCCUCGCAGGACAGCGCCCCGCCUACAACGACUUUGUCGACGACCUUCACAACGGUUAUGCCAGGUUGACGUUCAAGGACAAGAACAACCUCAAGGUCGAUAUGAUCCACUCAACCAACGGCGAGGUGCUCGACUCGGCCACGCUGUACAAGAAGCACGACGUGCAGUUUGUUCAGCAACAGGUGCCCGCCAAGAAGAGGUCCCUCUUCGCUAGGAUGCUCGGCGGCUCCGUCAAGCGCGACGUUUAG
Messenger RNA from Kalmanozyma brasiliensis GHG001, 1545 nucleotides. Its product is annotated as Phosphoesterase domain protein. The coding region runs from base 1 to 1545 and encodes 514 amino acids. The record is from RefSeq and is a predicted model, not a curated record. The transcript has a single exon. NCBI's taxonomy places the organism in Eukaryota, Fungi, Basidiomycota, Ustilaginomycetes, Ustilaginales. Gene Ontology annotation, molecular function: acid phosphatase activity; metal ion binding.